Messenger RNA from Drosophila montana, 1157 nucleotides. RefSeq lists its product as uncharacterized. NCBI's taxonomy places the organism in Eukaryota, Metazoa, Arthropoda, Insecta, Diptera, Drosophilidae. The transcript has 6 exons. The record is from RefSeq and is a predicted model, not a curated record. Bases 72 to 776 code for a protein of 234 amino acids.
AAGCUGGAGCUGCCUCCUAAACGCUCUGGUCAUAUUGCUGCCAGCUGCUCAGAGAUCGAGACGUUUCGGAAAUGGCGCUUCAGUUGCUUCAUGUGAUCAGCCUCAUCGGCUGCCUGCUAAUUGGCCUGGCGUUCUGCCAAAGUGCUUCAGUGGAGCGGGCACGCAUUAAAAGAGAUACACGCAAUAUUCCAUCGGAUCAGUUUAAGCCCCUAGAGAGCUCCGCAAAUACUGAUCAGAAUGCAACAACAGUACCCCAGCGUACAAACUUUGAGGAUAGUUUCUCAGUGCACACAAAGGCAAAGGCGCGAGUCUUGACGGAUCCCACAUCCCAGGAAGAAGACGACGACGCAGACGAACCGAGGUUUCCCGAUCCAAGUCGUUUCAAUUAUCGCAUUCCUAUCCCUUCCAGUCAAUUCCGCUCGACAAACUUAGACACUUCAUUUAACACGAACGUUGGACCAUUUGUCGGUGGCCGUCGUAUCAGUGGUUCUUCUGGUUUUGGUCCUCCUGGUUUUGGUGACAGUGGACCACGCUUUAGUUCAAUGCCUCUGAGCAUUCAAUCGAGUGCUCCGUUCAUACCAACGAAUACCGGAUUCUCUUCCUUCGGUGGCCCUGGCUUCGGUGGCCCUGGCUUCGGUGGUGGCUCUUCCAAUAAUUUUUAUCGCUCGGAAUCGUAUAGCUUUAAUUCAGAUGGCAUGGGGCCACCGCAAGUUCAGCAAAGUGUGUACGACUCUCGCUUGGGACAUGGCAUAACUAGUCGGAAUUUUAAAAAAUAGAGUUUCCACGCACUCAAUUUUCCAACAUUUUUAAAAUUCUUGAAAUACUCAGUGUUAAAAUAAGUCGCAGAUUAUAUAUAGAUUGAUAGCCUAGCUGAUAGGAAUUAGAAAUCAUAUCCGCAUUUUUUAAUACAACAACAAGGUCAAAAUCCAUAAAUAAAUAAUCGCAAAUUAAACGGAAAUAAUAAUAUAUAUGUUUUGAUUUAAGUACUUAGAAUACUUAUUUUACUGCAGGCAAGAACAAAAACAUUUUGGUUUUAAAUCAAUUAUACGUUGACAAAAUCCGGCUAUGGCCGGGAAAUGAAAUCUUUAUUUUAAGACUUUUUAUUUGAUGAACAAACUCCGGAAAAGAAGACUACAAUACAUGAAUUAAUCUAAUAA